Messenger RNA from Paramecium octaurelia, 5788 nucleotides. NCBI's taxonomy places the organism in Eukaryota, Ciliophora, Oligohymenophorea, Peniculida, Parameciidae. The record is from the annotation of a GenBank genome assembly.
AUGAUUAGCCUAUUACGGGGAUAGUAUUCAUUAUAGAAUGAAGUAUUAAACAAAUCAACAUUAAUUGAUUUUCAAAUGGUUGAAUAAAUUGAAGUAGACAAUUCAGAUUAGAAUUGCCUAACCUUUGGAAUUUGGUCAAAAUAUAAUCCAUUAGGUAAUUCAAAAUUGAAGGAUGCCUAUAGGUUAUUUGACAGUAAUUGCUUUUAGAUAAUAAAUUCGUUUGAUUAAGUGACUUUAAGUCUCAAUUUUAUUUCAUAUGAUUGUGUUUUCGAUACCACAAGAGAAAUCAAAAAAUUCAUCUAAAUUGAAUUUAGUUAGACUGAUUAGUUUAUAUAUUCAUUACAAAUAGAACCUUCUAAAUAUGAAGAUUUUUGGUAUUUUUUUUAAAUUAUCACAAAUAUAUAGAAACAAAGCUUAGAACUAGCAAUUUAUUUUUAAAUCAACUAGAUUUUUAAAGAAACUAUCAAACUUGUUUUCCCUAAUAAGGAUUAACAACUAUUAUUUACAUUUGGAGGCAGUUUAAAAGUAGAGAAUUCAAAUAUUGCAUUGAUUGAAUAAGGAAGAAUAUUUUCUCUAUAUCCAGGUUAAUUAAUUGUGUAUAACAGAGAUAUGGAGAGGAUACCAAUAGAUUUUGAUUAUUGGUUGUAAAUUACUGAAUUUUAUAAGAGAUAUAAAGUUGUGAAUGUGUUAGAGAGAUUGGAAAGAACAAUAUUCAUUUACUCUUUUUAGAUCAACAUACUAAUGUUUUGCAGAAUAUUAAUUGCAAUUCAUACACACUUGCUGGAUGGCUAUAGAUAUCAAAAAUUCAUCAAUCCUCUGAGGAGUUUACCUAUUAGUUCAUAAAAAUAAGUACAAAUUAGGAGGAAAUGUAAAAUGAAAAUUUAGCAGCAUUUCAACUUUUUUAUCAGAUUUCACCUAUAAAAAAUAAAAUAAUAAUAACAACUUAUAAAUACAAUUUUCCUUCUGUUACAUAAGACUUUGAAAAUAAUCCAUAAUUAAUUAGAAGAGAAUUAAUAUUAUAAAAUACUAUUACUUCAUGGUAAUAUAUAUAUGUAAAUCUGCAAGAAAGUGUUUUAGAUUUCUCAAUUAUAUUUUAUGAAGCUUAAAAUAUUUAGUCAUAUGAAACCACAUUUGAAGUUAAGUAAUUCCAAAAUUAUUAAUUAAAAAUUACUCUAGGAAACAUUUAAUAAACAACAUUAGAUUAUUUAGAUGUGAUAGUUAGAGAUCUGCUACUUAUCAAUUGUAUGUAUGAUUUAAGAUAAGAUAAAUGUCAUUACAGCUGUUAAGAAUGUGAUGGCCCUACUAAGUAUCAUUGUUUAACUUGUUCUGCUGAAUCAAAAAGAAAAUAUAUUGCAGAAUUUAAAUAAUGUGCUUGUAUAUACGGCACAAUUGAUGAUAAUAAUUACUGCAUUGAUUAUAAAGAUUAAAACUUUUACUUAGACCUUUAGUUUAAUGGCAAAAAAACAACAAAUUUAAAUUGUAAAAUGGGUUACUUUGAAUUUGAUGGAGAUUGUAUUAAAUGGUAAAUAUAAUUCAAUAUUAUUGUUUAGCCCUUAUGGAAUGUAGAAAGAUUUCUUAAUUUGCUAUGAUUGUUAUAGAUAUUUAGAUACAUGGAGCUUAAAUCCAAUUUGUGAGCAUAUUUUAAAACUUACUUAAGUUUCUGGUAAAUAUGAAGCACCAAGUAUUUUGAAUACUUAUCUGUAUGAUUCUUCUGACUUAAUUUCUACUAAUUUCAAUAUAUUAGAUUUUCUAGGCAAUGGUAUUCAAAAUGAAACUCUACUUUAUGAUCAUUUUAGGAGGAGUUCUGAAUUUUUUAUUUCUUUUUGUAAUAAAGAAACCAGUAUGGAUGACAAAUAAUUAUGUUAUCCUUGUAGAAUUUAUAACUGUUAGAGUUGCGGUUUAACAUUAAAUAAUGAUUUGUUUUGUUUAAAAUGUCUUAAAGGAAAUACACUUGUUAAUGGUCAAUGUAUCUCAGAUUAUUUCAAUUUUAAUUAUGAAUCAUGUUAACCUCCAUAUUAUGCAACUUACUCUAGAGAGUGUAAGCUAUGCACAUUAGAGAAUUGCAUAUAUUGUUUUGAAUUUCUAUAUCUUUAUGAAUUUGAAAUUAGCAUUGAAGUUUACAAUUUAAACUACGAGAACGUUAAAGGAAAAAUUGGUUGUAUGCUGUGCAAAAAAGAUUAUAACUUUAAUUUCAAGAUUGGAAAAUGUUUAUAAAAAGCUCCAUCGAUAAAGAAUUGUGUUACAUCUGUUACAAAAUUAACAAAUGAAGAAAUAUGUUUAACAUCUUCUUUAGAUAAUUUUCAAGUUUCAAGAGAGAUUAAUCAUUGCGAUACAAUAUUAACUAAUUGUUCAAACUGUUUUCUUGACUACAAAAACAAAUUAACAUGCUUAGUAUGCAAUUCUGGAUAUGUAUUAUUUGGUGAAAUCUGCUAUGAAAGUGAAGAACAAAACGCUUCUUACUUAAAUGAAUUUUGGCGUUUGAAAGUGAAAAGUUUUUUAAUAAACUUUUAUUAAGUUGAUGAAAUACCUCCAACACUCAAUCCUUGUGGAAAAAUGUGUGAUAAAUGCAUUUUCUCAUUAGGUGAGUAUUUUUGUGAUAAAUGUUAUCUAGAACCUAAUGGAGAAAAUUUUGAUGAUACAAAUUAUAUGUGUAAAACAUGUUCUCCACUUUGUCGGCUUUGUGAAUAGAGAAGUAUAUACAAUCAAGUAAAUAUAUAUUGAUUGUAUUUAGAGAAUGGCUCAAUUCCUUUAAACCCCCAAUAUGAAUACUAUCUAUACAUAUUAAUGUAAUCUCCCUUUUAUAGAUCCGUUUAUUAAUUAUAAUCCUUAUUUAAAAACUACUUAAUAUUGUUUAGAAGGUGAUUGUAAGAAAGAACUAAAUUACGAAUUUAUUGAAUAUAGCUGUUUUUUUGAUAGAUUUCCAAGAACCCUAGAUGGUUUAGGAAUUCAAACUGAAUAUUUGAAUAGUAUUGGAGCUGUUUCUAUGACCGUAAUUAUCAGAAUAGUACUAGAAGAUGAAUAUUGUACUCUAAUACCUACAAUAGCAACAACUGCUUCUUUAAAAUUUGAUGUGUUUACUUUAGAAAUUAUAAAUUUGAAAUUAUUAACAACUUAUCCUUUUUUCUUACAUAUUUAUAGUUAGAUUCAUAUAGAGGAGUACGAUUCCUUUACAAUGAUCGACUAUGGCAUUGUAUUCCCUAACUUAACUAUGGAAGAUUUUAAUAUCAGUAAUAGCUAUAAUGAAGUCAAUUUUACAUUAAUAAAUAUUACAAUAAAGGAUAGUUUAAUACAAAAUGUUCAAUCCUUAUUUAAAACAAAGAACUUUGGUUAUGUAGAUCUAUAAAAUAUAUCAAUAGUUAAUUCUCAAUUUAUUAAUUCAUCACUCUUUAACUUUAACAAAUUUAACUUAAUGGGGAAUGUUAGAAUCAAUUAAUUACACUUAUUUAAUUGUACUUUUAAUAACUUAAAUUUGUUUGAAUUCUCUUACACCUAAUUUUCAAUUUCAUUAAUUAACCUUACUAUGGACUAAUGUUCUCUAUACAAUUCAGCUGUUUUUAAUUUUUUUGCUUAAAAUCCUUUUGAUGUUCAAAUAUAUCUUUUGAGCAUAUCAAUUUAAAGAUCAAAUUUUAAUCAUUCUUAUUAUUUUUAUUGUUCCUAAUAAAUUGACCUUAUUGCAAAUAAUUUAGUCUUUAAUUUCAAUGAAUUAUUAAAUUCUAUUAUAUUUGGAUUUAGUUCUGGUUUAAAUUCAUCCUAUAUUGAAAUUAUAAACAAUAUAUUUAUUGAAUCUUCAUUUAUUUCAACAAUAUAAUUAAUAAAUAAAUAAUUAGCAUCUUGCAAUUUAAUGUACUUAAUAAUAAGAAAUAACCGAUUUCAAAAUUCAAAUUUGGUUCGACUUUUAUCAGAUUUAUCGUCAAGUGAACUCUUCAUAAGACUAGACAAUGUACUUAUUGAAUAUAAUGAAGGAUUAAUUUUAAGUAGUAAAGGUUAACAAAGUUAUACUCUCAAUCAGGUAAGUUGUUUGUUUAACCUCAAUGGCUAGACUAUUAUUUUGAACAACUUUUCAGUCUAUUAAACUAACAAAGUUUAUAUCCUUUAUUUAUUUGAUAGCCAGAAUAUAGAACUAGAAAACUUUACUUUUGAAAAUUCUGAUAUAGAAGAAAAGGUAUCAAUCUAAACUAAUUGUUUAUAAAAUCUAAAUUUUCAAAACCAAAUAAUUUCAAUAACUGGGUUUAAUAAUGUUUCUAUAUCUAAUUUAAAUGUAAAGUAGUUAUAAAGUAUCGAUGAAUCAAUAAUUAAAAUAAUUUCUAGUACCUAAAAUAUAUAAGAAAAAAUCGGAUAAAUAACAUUAACAAAUAUUGAGUUUUAUGGAAAUCUUCUACAAUCGUUGAAUUCAAUAAUCUAUUUUUCACUUAUUACAAUUAUAUCUGAUAGUAACCUCUACAUUUUAAUUAAAAAUGUAGUAUUUCAAAAUAAUAUUAUGCAUGUCUAUAAUGAAAAUUCUUUCAAGGAUUCAGCAGCAUUAUUAUACUUCUCCACUUUAGCAAGUACAAUUCAUAUAGAAAAUUUAGAAUGCAAACAUAAUGCAAUUACAAACUCCUCCAAUUCAUUUAUUCACGUUGAGUCAAAAUCUUUGAAAAUGAUCAAUAUUUAGGUAAAAUAUCAUAAUAUUCUGCCUUUUAAUAUUUGGAAUAAUUAUUAUAAUUUAAUCUAAGUGAGUUAAGAUUAGAUUUAGUCUCUAAUUAUGUAAAUAUUUUAAAUUAAAACUAUUGGAGGUGCAGCAUAUAUUUAAACCUCUAAUUUUAUAUGUAUCAACUCAUCUUUUGAGGAAAUACUGACUGCAAAAAUAUCAGUAUUUGAUAUUGUCUCUUCAAGCGAUGGAAUAAUAAAGAUGUAAAAUCUAUCUGUUUUCUAAAUAAGAAAUACACUUUAGGAAAAAAUUGAAAGUGCAGGAUGCUUAAGUGUUAAUGCGAUAAAUAGUUUAUUAAAUCUUCAAAUUCAGAAUGCUAAAUUUUAGAAUAUUCCUAAUAGGAUGUCGUCUUCCAUAAUAACUAUAAAUCCUUCAUUACUUUAAAAUAAAUUGCUAUUCUAAAAUAUGUCAAUAAUUAAUUGUGUUUCUUUAAUAAAUUAGAUUGUUAAAGUUUAAUUUAUAACCUAAGCCAAUAAAUAAAAUUCAAUAUCUUUUAUGGAUUUAAUGAUUUAUCAAAAUUUAGAAUCUUGGGUAAAUUUAUUUUAGAAUAUUGGAGCUUUGUCUGAAUCUGAAAUUCAAGAAAUAACUCAAAACAAUAACGCAAUGAUAUAUUUGGAGAAUUGCGAUGUUACUAUAGAAAAUCUUUUUGUUGAAGGGAUGCUUUUUUCUAGUGUUAUAAAUUUAAAUAACAUAUUAUCUAAGAAAAUCGGAAUUAUUUUUUGUUAUUUUAAAAUUUAAAAUUAACAAAUUUAAUUUAAAUUUAUUAAUAAAUACUUUGAACUUUUUCAAUGGUUCAUUUAAUAAUAUUUAGAAUAUUUACUCAUAAAAUCUCAUAGUAAUUAAUUAGACAGCAUAAGAAAAGCACUAAAUUUCUUUAAGAUCCUUAACUUUUCAAAGAGGAUCCAUGUAUAUUGCUAAUAAUUUCUCAAAUUAAGAAUACGUAUAUAUAUCAACCAAUUACUUCAUGUCUGGUUGUUCUAUAUCGAAUUUUUCAGUUCCGCAUUUAUAGAGAAAUUACUUUUACAGUAAUAUAAUAUAGCUCUUAUAAUUAAACCAACAACAAAUCUCGAUAUUAUAUGUUAGGAGCUCGUCAAACUUUGA